AUGAGCCGGAGCGGCGGAGCCGGGCUGCCCGCGGCCGCGCUCCCCGGCCCGGGACGCUUCCGCAUGGCCCGCGAGCAGCCGGCGCCCGCGGCGGUGGCGGCGGCCGGGCAGCCCGGGGGUGGUAGGGGCAGCGAGCGGGCGCUGCAGGGGCCAGGGGUCGCCCGCAGGGGGCGGCCGUCUCUGAGCCGCGCUAAACUGCACGGGCUGCGGCACAUGUGCGCCGGGCGCACGGCAGCGGGGGGCUCUUUCCAGCGGCGGGCGCUCUGGGUGCUGGCCUUCUGUACGUCCCUCGGCUUGCUGCUGUCCUGGUCCUCGAACCGCCUUCUCUACUGGCUCAGCUUCCCGUCACACACGCGGGUGCACCGCGAGUGGAGCCGCCAGCUGCCCUUCCCCGCCGUCACUGUGUGCAACAACAACCCGCUGCGCUUCCCGCGCCUCUCCAAGGGGGACCUCUACUACGCCGGUCACUGGCUUGGGCUGCUGCUGCCCAACCGCACCGCGCGCCCGCUGGUCAGCGAGCUGCUGAGGGGCGACGAGCCGCGCCGCCAGUGGUUCCGCAAGCUGGCCGACUUCCGCCUCUUCCUGCCGCCUCGCCACUUCGAGGGCAUCAGCGCCGCCUUCAUGGACCGCCUGGGCCACCAGCUCGAGGACAUGCUGCUUUCCUGCAAGUACCGAGGCGAGCUCUGCGGCCCACACAACUUCUCCUCCGUGUUUACAAAAUAUGGGAAGUGUUACAUGUUUAACUCAGGCGAGGAUGGCAAGCCUCUGCUCACCACGGUCAAGGGGGGGACGGGCAACGGGCUGGAGAUCAUGCUGGACAUUCAGCAAGAUGAGUACCUGCCCAUCUGGGGAGAGACAGAGGAAACGACGUUUGAAGCGGGAGUGAAAGUUCAGAUCCACAGUCAGUCCGAGCCGCCUUUCAUCCAAGAGCUGGGCUUUGGGGUGGCUCCAGGGUUCCAGACCUUUGUGGCCACACAGGAGCAGAGGCUUACAUACCUGCCCCCGCCGUGGGGUGAGUGCCGAUCCUCGGAGAUGGGGCUCGACUUCUUUCCUGUUUACAGUAUCACCGCCUGUCGGAUUGACUGUGAGACCCGCUACAUCGUGGAGAACUGCAACUGCCGCAUGGUCCACAUGCCAGGGGAUGCCCCUUUCUGUACCCCUGAACAGCACAAGGAGUGUGCAGAGCCUGCCCUAGGUCUGCUGGCGGAAAAGGACAGCAAUUACUGUCUCUGCAGGACCCCCUGCAAUCUAACCCGAUACAACAAAGAGCUCUCCAUGGUCAAGAUCCCCAGCAAGACGUCAGCCAAGUACCUUGAGAAGAAAUUUAACAAAUCAGAAAAAUACAUCUCAGAGAACAUCCUCGUUCUGGAUAUCUUUUUUGAAGCUCUCAAUUAUGAGACAAUUGAACAGAAGAAAGCGUAUGAAGUCGCAGCCUUACUUGGUGACAUUGGUGGUCAGAUGGGAUUGUUUAUUGGUGCUAGUAUCCUUACAAUACUAGAGCUCUUUGAUUAUAUUUAUGAGCUGAUCAAAGAGAAGCUAUUAGACCUGCUUGGCAAAGAGGAGGACGAAGGGAGCCAUGAUGAGAAUGUGAGCACUUGCGACACGAUGCCAAACCACUCCGAAACCAUCAGCCACACUGUGAACGUGCCCCUGCAGACAGCCUUGGGCACCUUGGAAGAGAUUGCCUGCUGACACCCCUCGGGCUAAGCCAGCACCCUCCAAACAGACCUUAAGGCCCAAGACCUAGGACAGGGGACAGCCAGCUCAGGUGGGAUGGCCCCUGAUGACGGGAAGAAGCAAGAGCCCCCUAUGCACACAUUGCAAACUUCUGCCAAACCUCGCUCCGGCCACGUCUGACAUGAAGCGUCCCUGGGCCUCGCCGUGCGUCCCUCGUAGGAGAGAUGAGUCACACUCUGGAACUGUCCGAGAACCAACCUGCCAUCACAUCUCACUGCCAGAUGUAUAAAGCACCUGCAUGCUCAGACUUCUCACGGCGCCACCUCACAUCUGUCUUGUACAUGAUAUUCCUCCAUGCAGUUUCCAGUGUCCGCUCUGCCGCCCGUGCAGUGGGUCCAGAUUCCAGCCCCAAAGCCACCAUGAGGCCACUCUGGCACUAAAACUGCACAGUCGAGAGGGAAACUGCAGGACUCUACUAUGUUCGAUCCUUGUGUAGUUCGUGAAGGUUCUUAACCUGCCCACAACCCCUUUCCCCCCAAAACUGGCCCAUGGGGCUCCGGCACCUCAGGUGACCAGCGCCAAACUCCCUCCCGCCCCAGCGCCUGUGAAGGUAGCACAGUGUCCUGGGCGACCCCAGUAUUCAUCCAUGGAGCCACGUUGUUCUUCUCUCUCUGUGACACAACUUGUACAGUCUGAUUUGUUUUUUUAAUUUGGGUUGGGGGCGGGGGCUAUUUUGUUUGUCUGUUGGAGAUUUUUUUGUUUUAUGCUUUUUUUUUUUUUUGGUUUUGAUGUUGUAAGGUUUGGUUUGUUUUUUUCGUUUUUUUUUUUUUUUUGGAGUUUAUUUAUUCGUGCUUCAAAUCACGGUCAUAUUAAAAGCUGGU
Molecule: messenger RNA, 2558 nt
Organism: Marmota monax (woodchuck)
Lineage: Eukaryota; Metazoa; Chordata; Mammalia; Rodentia; Sciuridae
Product: acid-sensing ion channel 2-like
Exons: 10
Coding region: 1-1692 (563 amino acids)
Biological process (GO): sodium ion transmembrane transport
Cellular component (GO): membrane
Molecular function (GO): ligand-gated sodium channel activity
Source: RefSeq, a predicted model, not a curated record